AUGGUCCUGCAGUCUCUCCGCGUUUUCUCUCAGGCGGACGUACUCCGAUCAGGAGGCGAAGCGAACGCGUCGAAGGACGAUAAUAUCGCGACAUGUCUACUCAUGAUUGUUUGGACCUUACUCCCGUGCACCAGGCCGCGGAAACCGACCAAGAUCGACAACCACGAAGACAAUUCAAAGGUCGACAGAAUGCAAACAGCCGAAACCGACCUUCACGGUCAUACCCCCGGAGUUCCUGAGGACAAAAGCGUUUCAGAUGCUGUACAACAGCUUGCAGCCACAGAAACACAGAAGCGCCAUCUUGGAAAUCCUCAGCUAAGAGUCUUCUCGCCGUCUGCUGCGCUGCCAAUCUUUGCUGCCACUACCAGCGUGCAGAUUCCUGGCUGCACCCAGCCUGUAUAUUCGGCAGCGGAAGGAAUACGUUUCGCUGGCACCCCUCCUCCGACCCCACCCGGCUCACCUGACACCGAGCCGCUCAAGAGCCUCUCUUCUGAUGACGAUUGGCCCUUAAAGGCGAGUUUCGAAGAUUUUCAAUCAUCGAUCGUGAGCAAUCCUGUCGAGAACACUAUUAGAGAUUCUAUACUGAAGCGCGAAUCUAUGUGCAUCCCGUGCGACCUUUGGAACAAUCGGCACUGGCGAGCUCCCGCCCCGGCCCAAACUCUUAAGAAGCUGUACUUCCAAGGAGACAUCACAUGGGAACUGCUGUGA
Pseudovirgaria hyperparasitica is the source of this 708-nucleotide messenger RNA. RefSeq lists its product as uncharacterized. The transcript is spliced from 3 exons. Bases 1 to 708 code for a protein of 235 amino acids. Lineage: Eukaryota; Fungi; Ascomycota; Dothideomycetes; Acrospermales; Acrospermaceae. The record is from RefSeq and is a predicted model, not a curated record.